UCCCUCAGAUGACCCCUGCUACAGCUACACUGUACUGGACGAACCUUGGAGAGCCACUGACUAUCAGAAUGACUCUGUCUUAAUGUGUGACCGGGAUGUGAAUUGGUUUGGCUGGUAUCGUCUCUUCAUUCAUGGCCAGAGUGCCCAGAUGCCAAACACAUGUAUUGAUGAGUACAAAUGUGGCACUCAUGCCCCACUGUGGUUAAAUGGUGAACACCCAAAAGUUGAGGAUGGAGUGGUCACCCGAGGUGUCUGUGGUCACUGGAACAAUAACUGCUGCUAUUACAAUUCUACUCCCAUUAGAGUGAAAGCCUGUCCAGGCGAUUAUUAUGUCUAUGAAUUUGUCAGGCCAUUUAUGUGUGCUGUGGCUUACUGUGCAGAUGUUGGGAACAUCAACACUAUCUAUACAACUAUCACACCAGAGACCAAUUCAUCUGAACCAUGUGGUGGCAAUAUGACAGAUUGGAGGGGUGUAUUACUCAGUCCCCGGUACCCUAAUAACUACCCUAAUAACGCACAAUGCACCUGGACCAUUCACAGCACAGGGAACACAACUGUGUCACUGAUCUUCACUGACGUUGAUUUGGAGACAUGCUGUGAUUACAUCAAAGUAUAUGAUGGUCCUUCUACCCACCACCCCUUACUGGGAGAAAUACGGGAGUACAGGAACCAGUCUUUCAGAUCCAGCAGCAAUGAUCUGACUGUGUUAUUCUACAGUGAUCACAGUGUCACACGUAGAGGAUUUCACGCAAACUGGGUCUUUAUAGCUGGGAUGUGA
Carassius auratus (goldfish) is the source of this 778-nucleotide messenger RNA. RefSeq names its product uromodulin-like. The record is from RefSeq and is a predicted model, not a curated record. NCBI's taxonomy places the organism in Eukaryota, Metazoa, Chordata, Actinopteri, Cypriniformes, Cyprinidae. The transcript is spliced from 5 exons. Bases 83 to 778 code for a protein of 231 amino acids.